Messenger RNA from Rangifer tarandus platyrhynchus (Svalbard reindeer), 7932 nucleotides. The record is from the annotation of a GenBank genome assembly. NCBI's taxonomy places the organism in Eukaryota, Metazoa, Chordata, Mammalia, Artiodactyla, Cervidae.
AUGGAUGGCCGCGACUUCGCACCGCCGCCUCAUCUGCUGUCGGAGCGCGGAAGCCUGGGCCACCGCAGCGCCGCCGCCGCUGCGCGCCUCGCCCCGCCCGGGCCCGCCGCGCAGCCCCCCGCUCACUUCCAGCCCGGAAAGUACUUCCCGUCGCCGCUGCCCAUGGCUUCGCACACAGGUCACAGCCGCCUGAUGGGAAACUCUCCGGCCUCCUCUUUCAUGGGCAGUUUCCUCACCAGCAGCCUGGGCUCGGCAGCCUCUGCGCACCCCAGUGGCCCCACCCCGUCCCCCUCGGAUCAGGCCUACCGGGGCUCACACCCCGCCACCUCCCAGAUCUGGUUCUCCCACUCCCAUGAAGCUCCAGGGUACCCCAGAUUUUCGGGGAGUCUGGCAUCCACCUUCCUACCCAUGAGCCACUUGGAUCACCAUGGAAACAGCAAUGUUCUCUAUGGGCAACAUCGUUUCUAUGGAACCCAAAAAGGCAAGUGCUGGCACAACUUCUACCUGCGCAACCUGCCCCCCCAGCCCACGCUCCUGCCCGCCAACCACAACUUCCCCAGUGUGGCCCGGGCCGCCCCCGGCCACCCCAUCGGCUCCUGCAGCCGCGACAGGGGCGAGGCCAGCCACCUGCAGAAGGGCACCAAGGAGUUCGACCGCUUCCUCAUGGGCAAAGAGAAAACCGGCAAGGCAGCUGAGGGCAAGGAGCGGCCGGCGGCAGAAGAGGAUGUCGGCCGGGGGCGGCACAAGCUGGUGCUGCCUGUGCCAGGGGACUCUCACUGCAAGGAGGGCAGCGUGGCCCGGGGAGCCUGUGAAGGCCGCCCCAAGCACCUGGCCUCCUGCCUUCUCAACACCAAGGUGCUCGACGGCGAGCUGGGCCGGUCCACACUGGCCAGCUGCGCAGGGGCCGUGCUAGGGCGGCCAGGUGUGGGCAUGCCGGCAACUGGACGCUGCACCAAGGAGGUGGCGGGCCCCACAGAGCCUGGGCCAGCCUUCAGCGAGUGCCUGGAGCGGAGGCAGAUGCUGCACCAUGCCGUGUCCUACACAGUGCCGUCCGGCCUGCCCGCGGGGCCGCCCCCUCCCCUCAGCACAGCUGCGGCUGGCCCCUUCCCCUGCCUGCAGCUGCAUGGGGGCCCGGAUGGGCUCUGCCCCUUGCAGGACAAAGUCCCCCGGGACCUGAAGGCCAGUGGGCCCACCUUCGUGCCUUCCGUGGGACACCUGGCCGACAAGAGCCGCCCCUUCCAGGCGGCUGAGGCCUGUGCCGUGGUGGGUGAGGGCAAGGAUCGGCACCUGGAGGCGGCCGCCGCGCCUGACCAUGCUGCGCCUUACGGGGUCUCCUAUGCCCACCUGAAGGCUGAGGGCAAGGGCGAGCGGCGGUCCGGGAGCUUCGAAGCGGCCCUCAACCCCCGGCUGAAGGGCCUGGAGUACCUGGACAGCGCCGGCCCUGAGGCCCCCUUUCCUGGGCUCCCCAAAGCGGGUCUGGACAAAAGCGGCUACUUUGAGUUGCCUGCCCCCUCGCAAGACUGCGCCCGGCCUAGUCACCAGGACCCACUGGGUGGGAAGGUCACCCAGGCCUGCUGCACUUUAGACAAGGCUGCCAGCAAGGAGACGCCUGUGGGUGCCCCCGGUUCCCAGAAAGUGGCUCGCAUCCGGCAUCAGCAGCACCUGGUGGCCCCUGAGGUAGAACCGGGGAUCAGCGGGGCCGAGGUCAAGCGCAAGUCUCUGGAGCUGGCGUCUCUGGGCUAUGGCGGGCCGCCCCCGCCCCCAUGGAACGUCCAGUCAGGCCAGGGGGCCCCCAUGGCCAUUGGUGAGGAGCGCAAGGCGGGCGCCUAUCUGGACCCCUUUGGUGGCACUCUGCAGCAGGCCGCCCUCCUGCCGCAGGACCUGCCUGCCCCGCCUGACGAGGUCUCGGCCAUGAAGAACCUGCUCAAGUACAGCAACCAAGCGCUGGUCGUUGGCCAGAAGGCACCCUUCGUGGGCCUGGGGGGCCUGAAGGCCAGCUGUGCCCAGCAGGACGGGAAGUUCCCAAACUCCAAGGGUGCAGGCCAGGCCUCAGGCGAGGUGGAAAGGCCUGACUGUGCCCGAAGCCGGGAGCAUGAUGCCACCCACAGUGAUGGGGAGGUGCGGCAGCCGCCAGUGGGCAUUGCAGUGGCCUUGGCCAGGCAGAAGGACACGGUGAGCCGGUCGGAGUCAGCCUACGGUGCCAACACAGGACGGCAGGGCCGGGCAGCCCCCGCCUUCAAAGCUGGCGGUGGGCCCCGCUCCACCCACCCACUGGACCUGGAGGCCGAAGAGGAGAGGGCCCGCCUGUGUGAGGACCGCCUGGGGCUCGCCGGCCGCGAACUGCUGCUGCAGGACAACAAGGACCUCGUGGAGUUCGCCCGGAUCCACCCAUCAGGCGGCUGUCCCGGGGACCUGGCCCCCCAUCUCAUGAUCGCUGGGGGAUCCUCCCUGCAGAGCGGCCAGCUGGCCGGGGACCCGGCCCCCCACCCCCACCCUGCCCACCCUCCCUGGCUGCCCCGCACCCGCAGCCCCUCCUUGUGGAUGGGAGGACAUUCCUACGGCCUUGGGCACCCUGCCCUGCACCAGAAUCUGCCCCCCGGCUUCCCUGCAUCCGUGCCCGGCUCCAUGCCCCCCGUCUUCCCCCUCUCCCAGGACGCCCCCACACAACUAGUCAUCCUGCCCUCUGAGCCCACACCCCACACGGCCCCCCAUGCGCUUGCUGAUGUCAUGGACCAGGCUUCGCUGUGGCCCCCCAUGUAUGGGGGCCGGGGCCCCGCCUCCCACAUGCAGCACCCCGGCCAGCUCCCCGUCUACUCCCGGUCCCAGUUCCUGCGGCAACAGGAGCUCUAUGCCCUGCAGCAGCAACAACAGCAGCAGCAGCAGCAGCAGCAGCGGGCCACUCAGGCCCUGGAGCUGCAGCGGGCCAGCCAAUUCCAGCAGAAGCCUGAGGACCACCACCUGGAGCUGGAGGAGCCCGCCCAGGAGAAGGCCUUGAAGUCCACCCACAAGCCAGUUGCCUUAACCCCCACGGCCAAGGGCACCCCCUCACCAGCCACCGCAGGCCCUGCGAAGCUGUCACCCUGCUGCCACUCUCCCGCCCCGAAGCCCCCCCCCGCCAGCUGCCCUACACCACCACCGCAUCCUAUCGCCCCGUGCACUUUAUCCGUCUGCCCCACCGGCAGCCCCGGGCCAGGCUCCAAGCUGCCCAGCGCCGAAGACAAGAGUGGGGAGGGCCAGCGGCCCAGAGCCGACCUCAACACGUUGGAUCCAGACCUGCCUCCCGGAUACACAUGCCCUGCGGCGGCCAGCUCGGGCUUCUCCCUGCCCCGCAGCGUGCACUCAUCUGACCUCUCGGACCCUGAAACUAUGCAAACUGCCCCACUGGGGGCCCAGCCUGAGCUGGCCAGGACGUUCCCGCCCGGAGAGCUCUGCCUCCGCAGCCCCCAGAAACUGGAGGAGACUGGGCUGCCCUCAGGGACCAGAGAGGCCACCCAGGACCUUGCCGCCACCCCUCACCCUGCCGAGCGGGGACCCCCGGGGAAGGCAACAGACCCAAGCCCACUGGAGGGGCUGCGAGAACUGCGGUGUGGGGCUCUCCUCGAGGGAGGGGGCCCUGAGGCCUCUGGCCAGGCUGAUUCUACUCAGGGAGGAGGGGCCCCAGAGGCAAGGACCACGGAGGAGGGGCGGGAGGACGGACAGCUGGGGCCCUCGUUGGGGGCCGGUCCCCAGGCCGUGGAACAGCCGGCGAGGAGCCUGGGCACCCUGAAUCAGGCGGAGUCGGGCAAACAGCAAGGCCCUACAGAAGCAGAGGCAGAGGAGGUGGCCGAGUUGGAGGAGGCUGAACUAGAAGAGGAGGAAGAGGAGCAGGACUGGGGUUCGACUCCUGACAACAGCCAGCUGCCCGGGGAGCUGCCCGGGCUGGACGCUCUGGUGGCAGCCACCAUCAACCUGGGGGACCUGCCCAGCGUCGGCCCACUGGACCCUCCGCCCCCUGCUGUCCCUGGGCCACCCCGCACAGCUCCCCUGCCCCGUAGCUCAGGGAUUCAUGGAAUUGCCCUGCUCAGCGAGCUGGUCGACCUGGAGAUCCAGCAGCAGAGGACUGAGCCAGCCCUGCAAGAGGAGGAGGAUGUGCUGGCCUUCAACCUGCAGCGCCUGGCCACCCUGGCCUCAGCCUGGUCCCUGGUCGAAGCUGCUAACCUGGACAGCCCCGCCUCCUUGGCCCAGCCCCCUACCGCUGACCCCUGCAGGGCUCCUGCGCUCACCCCCCGCAUGCAGAUCCUGCGGCGCAAGGACACCUGGACCCCCAAGACCAAGCCUGUGUGCCCACUGAAGGCUGCCAUUGAUCGGCUGGACACGCAGGAGGUGGAGAUGCGCGUGCAGCUGGCGGAGCUGCAGAGGCGCUACAAGGAGAAGCAGCGGGAGCUGGCCCGGCUGCAGCGCAGGCACGACCAUGAGAGAGACGAGAGCUCAAGGAGCCCUGCCAGGCGAGGGCCUGGCCGGCCACGGAAACGCAAAUACUCCAGUUUGCUGCCUGCCCUGCGCCCCAGCGACAGCAAGAAAGUCAAGGCUGUGCGGUCUAGCCUGAGCCUGCUAUGUGCUGAGCUGCGUGGUGGUGAUGAUGAGCCUUCGAAGAAGCGAGGCCGGCUGGAGAAGGGCGCCUACGUGGGCCUGCAGCCCGCGUCUGCGGAGAAGGUUCGGUGCAAGAAGAGCAGCAGUCAGGGCGACCUGGCAUCUGCUGUGGCCCACAAGGUGGCCCAGCUGAAGCCGAAGGUCAAGAGCAAGGGGCUGCCCACUGGCCUCAGCCCCUUCCGGCGAAAGGAGGCCACCCCAGGGGGUCGUAUCCGGAAGAAACUGUCACGAGCCAAGAAUGCCAAGGCAUCUGGGAUGGCCCGGCACCCACAGCCUGAUGGCAGCAUUGGUGGCAGGGAGGCACCUAAGUUCCCAGCCCAGCCGGCAGCGGCCGCAACACGUGAAGCAGGCAACGGCUCAGACAGUGAAAACUGUGAUGGUCUGCUGGAGACAGAAGAACCCCCCAAGGAGCCCGGGCUGGUGCUACACGCUGGGACCCGCAUGGCCAUGCUGGGGCCCUCGCCCUCCUCCGUGGUCAAGAUGGAGGCCAACCAGAAGGCCAAGAAGAAAAAAGAGAGGCAGAGCUUGCUAGGGGCCUGCCGCCUGUCCAGCCCCGAGAAUGAGGUCAAGGUCAAGCGGAGGACGGUGAAGACCAAGGUGGGCAGCAAGCUGGAGCGGGCCCCGGGGCGCAGGCCCCCAGGGGGGCCCGGCAAGAAGAAGGCCAAGGCCAAGGCCAAGGGCGGCCUGCGGGCAGAGCCGGGGGCCGCGCCCAGCAGGGACGCCCUCUGCGGCCCCGCCCGGGCCUUCGCCUGCCAUGAGGAGGGCAGCAGGCUGGCCAGCGAGCGCCUCAAGAGAGCCACACGCAAGAGCACGGUGCUCCAGCCGGGGCUGCGGCGGAAGAAUGGGGCCCUGUCCAUCGCUCUGUCACCCCGCAACGCCAAGGCCAUCCUGGGGAGGGGCCGGAAAGCGGGCAAGGUGAAAACCAAGGCCGUUGGCAAACAGGGCAAGGGCCGGGCGGUCAGUCGGCUGCUGGAGAGCUUUGCGGUGGAGGACGACUUUGAGUUUGAGGACAGCAGCUGCCUCUCGGAGGAUGAGGAGGAGGAGGAGGAGGCCAGUGGCCCCCUGAGCGCAGAGCAGAGCGCCGCCCUGGCACGCUCAUGCACCAUUCACAAGGAGGACCUGCAGGACGGGCUGCCUGUGCUCAUCCCCAAGGAAGACAGUCUGCUGUAUGCAGGCAGCGUCAGGACCCUGCAGCCCCCUGACAUCUACAGCAUUGUCAUCGAGGGCGAAAGAGGCAAUCGGCAAAGGAUCUACUCGCUGGAGCAGCUGCUGCAGGAGGCGGUUCUGGAUGUCCGACCCCAGUCCAGCCGGUACCUCCCGCCCGGCACGAGGGUCUGUGCCUACUGGAGCCAGAAGUCCCGCUGCCUGUACCCAGGCAACGUGGUACGAGGCACCUCCAGUGAUGAGGAAGAGGACCUGGACUCCGUGGUGGUGGAGUUCGACGAUGGGGACACUGGCCACAUUGCUGUCUCCAACAUCAGGCUGCUGCCUCCAGACUUCAAGAUCCAGUGCACCGAGCCCUCGCCAGCCCUGCUGGUGUCCAGCAGCUGCCGGAGGACCAAGAAGUCUUCCUGUGAGGCGCCCCCGCCCAGUGAGGCCACCGCUCCCAGCCUGUCUCCUAAGGCUCAUGAUGGGUCUGAAGCCUCAAAGACCUCCGGGAAGAAAUCCACAGGCAAAGACAAAGCUGGCAAAACAGAGCUCCUGACCUCUGGUGCCAAGCCCCCCGCGGGGGCCUCAGACCACUUCUUGGGCCGCCGGGGCAGCCCGCUGCUGAGCUGGUCGGCGGUGGCACAGACCAAGCGGAAGGCGGUGGCCGCGGCAGGCAGCAAGGGGCCAGGCGUGCUGCAGAACCUCUUCCAGCUCAACGGCAGCGCCAAGAAGCUGCGGGCCCGCGAGGCCCUGUUCCCCAUGCACAGCGUGGCACCACCUGUGUUCGGCAACGGCUUCCGCGCUGACUCCUUCAGCAGUCUGGCCAGCUCCUACGCGCCCUUUGUCGGCGGGGCCGGGCCUGGCCUGCCUGGGGGGGCCCACAAGCUGCUGCGGGCCAAGAAGGCUGAGGUUGAGAAGGGUGGGCGGCGGCGGACGGGCGGCGAGUUCCUGGUCAAGCUGGACCACGAGGGCGUGACCUCCCCCAAGAGCAAGAACUGCAAGGCGCUACACGCUGGCGACAAGGACUCGGGGGCCAGGCCAGGGAGGCCCCUGCCCAGCCCCAGCUACGGGCACCCAGCCCUCGUGGGCAAGGACAGGAAGGGGCGGGCGCCCGUCCACCCGCUGCCCAUGGGGCUGGCGCUGCGCAAGUUCACGGGCCAGGCCGAGUACCCGCUGCCCUGCGACAGCGACUGCCACAGCUCCUACUCAGACGAGGAGGAGGACGGGCCUGGCCUGGCACCCGGCGUGCCCUCCCGCUUCCUCGCCCGCCUGUCCGUGUCCUCCUCGUCCUCGGGCUCAUCCACCUCCUCCUCCUCGGGCUCCCUGUCCACCUCCAGCCUCUGCUCCUCGGAAGACGAGGGCUCUUCCUACAGCUCGGACGAGGAGGACCCCGCCCUGCUGCUGCAGACAUGCCUCACCCACCCAGUGCCCGCGCUCCUGGCCCAGCCCGAGGCCCUGCGCUCCAAGGGGGGCGGCCCGCACCCGCACGCCCAGCGCUGCUUCCUGUCCAGGGCCGCCGUGGCUGGUGGGGGUGCGGGCGCGGGCCCCAGCAGCAGCAGACCCCGGCUCAAGCGCAAGGAGGCCCUGAGCUUCUCCAAAGCCAAAGAGCUGUCCCGGAGGCAGCGGCUGCCCUCCGUGGAAAACCGGCCAAAGAUCUCAGCCUUCCUGCCCGCCCGGCAGCUCUGGAAGUGGUCGGGGAACCCCACGCAGAGGCGUGGCAUGAAGGGGAAGGCCAGGAAGCUGUUCUACAAGGCCAUCGUCCGGGGCAAGGAGACGCUUCGCAUCGGGGACUGCGCGGUCUUCCUGUCAGCCGGGCGGCCCAACCUGCCCUACAUCGGCCGCAUCGAGAGCAUGUGGGAGUCGUGGGGCAGCAACAUGGUGGUGAAGGUCAAGUGGUUCUACCAUCCGGAGGAGACCAAACUGGGGAAGCGGCAGAGUGAUGGGAAGAACGCGCUGUACCAGUCCUGCCACGAGGACGAGAACGACGUGCAGACCAUUUCCCACAAGUGCCAGGUCGUAGGGCGCGAGCAGUACGAGCAGAUGACACGGAGCCGCAAGUACCAGGACCGGCGGGACCUCUAUUACCUGGCGGGCACCUACGACCCCACCACGGGGCGCUUGGUGACGGCCGACGGCGUGCCCAUUCUGUGCUGA